Messenger RNA from Neoarius graeffei (lesser salmon catfish), 2039 nucleotides. RefSeq names its product post-GPI attachment to proteins 2 (gene pgap2). The record is from RefSeq and is a predicted model, not a curated record. NCBI's taxonomy places the organism in Eukaryota, Metazoa, Chordata, Actinopteri, Siluriformes, Ariidae. The transcript has 5 exons. Gene Ontology annotation, biological process: GPI anchor biosynthetic process. The coding region runs from base 354 to 1118 and encodes 254 amino acids. Gene Ontology annotation, cellular component: endoplasmic reticulum membrane; Golgi membrane.
UGAGGACUUUUAGUUUGAAUUUAUGACGUAAAUUCAAACUGAGGACUUUUAGUUUGAAUUUAUGACGUAAAUUCACCGGAAGUUUAUCGUUAAUGAGUACUUCUUUUGGCAAAACAACGGAAAAAAAAAACCAAACCCCAGCCUUCCGGGUAGAUCAAUAUUAAACUAAUUAAACGCGUUUUAGUGUCUAUUACUUUUUUACUAGUUUUAAAGCUAAGUAGCUAACGUUGUAAAGGAGCUCGCUGUGUCGCUCAGACAGUAGGAUGAAAUGGAGUGUAGAGUGCUAGCAGUGAUUCCUCUGACCCGUUGGUUUAGCAGUUAGCAGUCGGUGUGUGUGUGUUAAAGUCGCCGGGAUGCUGCAGGGCCCGUAUGGCGGCACUGACCGCGAUAAACCGCUCGUCCGGCUGCCCUUCACUAUAUUCAUUUUAGGAACUGUGAGUCUGCCUUUCUUCGGCUUCAUCACCUGCGUCGUACUUUCACUUAUUUAUCACUUCAACGAAGCCACCUACACUCACUGCCAGGUCAACAACUAUCUCCCAUCCAUUAGUGCAGCCAUUAGCCUCACACCACAGCGCUACAUCUGGCGCUUCUGCGUCGGCCUGCACUCGGCCCCACGCUUCCUGAUAGUAGUGACUUACUUCAGCUUUUACAGAGGGCGAUUUUCCAGGCAGAUUGCGGAGCAGGUCCUGAGCGUCGUCACUCUCCUCUGUGGUGUAAGCGAGAACGCAGGACUGCUGAUACUUACCUACGUGUGUUCUACUGAAACCUACAAUCUUCAUAAAAACGGCUUCAUCACAUUCAUCGCCAGCUCUAUCCUCCACAUGCUCUGUACCUGCAGGUUGUGGUACGUGAUUAAGAAGUCCCCCCUUAGCUCUGAGGAGAUGACGUCAUACCGCUGCAAGGUCCGCCUCUUCCUCUUCAACGCUAUCGUAGCGUUGGUUGCUUUUUACUUCUUCAGGCGCCAUAACAAGUAUUGUGAACCAGGAAUUUACACACUCUUCGCUCUGUGUGAGUACCUGAUCGUGCUCUCCAACAUGGCCUUCCAUCUGACAGCCUACUGGGACUUUGGAAGUAAAGCGGUGAUGGUGGCAGUGCCACUGGAGAGCAAACACAUCUGACUGUUAUUUAACAAACACGUGAACCUAGAACCACAUUUACAUGGAACCAACUGUGCAUUGAAAUGUAUAGAACCAUUAUUCUUGUGCUGAAGUAUGUGCGUGCGCACCAUUUUUAAAAUGUCCUUAGAGUGUUUAUAACAUAGCCAAACAUCAUAUAUAUAAAAUGGUUCUUUUUUUUUUUUUCCUAAACUGUACUGUAUCAGUGAUUUUUCUGUGUACAAAGGUUUUGUGAUUAUUUGCACAGGUUUUUAAAUGUUAUAAUGUUGUAUUUAAAACUCCUGAAAAGGAAGAGCUGCUCAAGUUGCAAAUUGAAAUUAUACGGUUGAUCAGUUUUAAUCUUUUAAUAAUAAUCCAAAAGAUAUGUUGUACAUCUGCGGUGAGCAGCAUUGAAAGGAAGCGCUUUCUGUACUUUAUUUUAUAUUUGGGAUUAUAUCCUUCAUCAAAAACUUCCCGUGCAGGGAUUGGCCAAGGAUGGGUCACGUGACAUAAAAUAGUCCCACCAUUGAUUAAGCAAUGUAUCUUUCAUGGAUGCAAACGGCGCACCGUUUGGCGGAUGCCGCCUUUUUCACGGCUGUCUGGGGGACUUGUGUGAAUCGCGCAGAUCCGAUGAGGUUUUUUUUUGGGGGGGGGGAGUGUUGGAGUGUCUGAUUAUAAUUUCAUCAAAGUAAAUUCUGUAUUAAAAUUACUAAAUAAGCAAAUGCCGUUACAGUCCAUGAAACAUAGGAAGUAUAAGUAUGAGAAGAAAACAGUAAAUCAGAAAGCUGCACACAUAAAGCCAGUUGGCUGCACGCCAUUAUCUGCUGCUGGCUGCACUUCACUGCAUGCGCAAGGAAGUCCAACGUAAGUUACAUAAUUGGCUUUACGUGCCCCCCCCCCAAAAAAAAACCCCCUAAUCGGAUCUGCGAUUCACACAAGUCCCCC